Penicillium riverlandense is the source of this 1380-nucleotide messenger RNA. RefSeq lists its product as uncharacterized. The record is from RefSeq and is a predicted model, not a curated record. The transcript has a single exon. Bases 1 to 1380 code for a protein of 459 amino acids. Gene Ontology annotation, cellular component: membrane. Gene Ontology annotation, biological process: metal ion transport; transmembrane transport. NCBI's taxonomy places the organism in Eukaryota, Fungi, Ascomycota, Eurotiomycetes, Eurotiales, Aspergillaceae. Gene Ontology annotation, molecular function: metal ion transmembrane transporter activity.
AUGCGUCUCGCAGACUACAUCGAGGCCAGCAAGAUUAUCGGUGCUCUGGAUAAACCCCCCUCACAGGAGGGAAUCCCUCUCGAUUCAGUUGAAUCAUCCACACCCGGCAUGAUAACUGUCAUCAGGGGAGUCCCCAAACUAGCAUUUCUUCAUGGCCUUGGGAACAGACUCAAUCUACCGGCAAAAGACCUGUUAGAGCAUCUGGAAUUUUCCAAGUCGUUUCGAAUACGCCCUCUACCCUCACGCAGAAGUAACGUCGUGAUAGUCCGGUUCAUCAGUCUGGGCUCUUUUGUUUUUCAACAGCCACCGCACCCCAGAACCAUGGCUGGAUUGUCCGAAAAGCUUGCCGAAAAAAUGCAGAGUCACUGUCAAGAGUGCCUGGAGAACCAACGGGCUGGAGUGGACGUCUUUCGUGGAGUAAAUCUCCAUGACGCUGGGUUCUUCUCCGUCGAGCAACAAGCCACAUUCUUCCCCUAUCUCGAAUCGGCAGUCGACAAAGGCUGGUCCGGCAUCCUUCUCAGUGACUCUGGUCGGAUGAACAGAAUACCACCCUGGACGGCCGUUGCGCCUGAUGUGCAUUUUCAUCCCGUCAGCACAUCUGGCCCCUCCUCCAUGGAAUGGCAAACGCAGCGCCGAGACGGCAAUGAUCCCCGCUUUCUUCGCCCCGAACCAUUUCUUUCCCGCUCAAUGGCUGACUGCAUAAUGUCUCAAUCUGAACAAAUCAUGUGUCAGAGAGAUUGGUUUGUCUUUGUCGCUGACCUUCUGGAUACAUCGGCUCUCUCAUGGGCCAAAUUCCUCAGCUUUAUACGUGCUUCACAUGAAGUCAUGUCCGGGGACCCAGAAUAUCAAGCUGGGUGUCUUCGUGCAGACAAAAAGGUCUUGGACCGCGCCGUACAAUACUUUGACGAUGUUAUUCGGUUUAUCGGUGAGAGGAAUGAGGCAAGAGACAUGGGUAGCACCCAACCCGACCUUGACAGAGAUCCUACCGAAACCGCCACGCGACUUAUGAAAGAUUUCCAGUUCCUCCAAGAGGAAGCAGGUAAGCUUUCCAAGUUAUGUAGCGAUUCGGUCGGCAUUGCUAUGAAUACCAUCAGCAUCGCGGACUCUCGAAGAAGCAUGGCGCAGGCUCAGCGCACCCAGGUUAUUAGUUACCUGGCUUAUUUGUUUCUUCCCUUGAGUCUAAUUGCAUCAUUGUUUGGAAUGAAUGUGCAAGAGCUUGUAGAAUCGGGCCCGAGGCUCUCGCUUUAUUUUGCAGUCGCAUUGCCCUUUACUGUGCUUUCUAUCUUAUUCCCUCAGAUAAUGGCAGUCGGCCGGCGGUAUGUACCAUAUCUCGGUUUCCAGGCAAAAGUGUUCUCCAAGCGCCGUGAUAUGGUGGAUUGA